Messenger RNA from Penicillium olsonii, 714 nucleotides. The record is from the annotation of a GenBank genome assembly. NCBI's taxonomy places the organism in Eukaryota, Fungi, Ascomycota, Eurotiomycetes, Eurotiales, Aspergillaceae.
AUGCACUUCACCGCUGGUAUCAAGGCCGUCCUGCUGCUUGCAGCUUCCAUCCCUGCCCAGGCUUGGAACCGUCUCGACAAGGACAAUGCCGCUCUCCUCGUCAUUGACCACCAAGUUGGUCUUGCUCAGGUCGUCCGCGACUACGGCACCAACGACUUCCGCAACGCCAUGCUCGGCCACGCCGCCAUCGGAAAGGUCUUCGACAUUCCCACUGUCCUGACCAGUUCCUCGGACCAGGGUCCCAACGGCCUUCUCCUCAAGGAGAUCACCGACAUGCACCCCAAUGCCACUUUCGUCCGUCGCCAGGGUGAAGUCAACGCCUGGGACAACGCCGACUUCCGCGCCGCCGUCAAGGCCACCGGCAAGAAGCAGCUCAUCAUCGCCGGUAUCGUUACCGAAGUUUGCACCUCUUUCUUGGCUCUUUCCCUCGUUGAUGCUGGCUAUGAAGUGUUCGCCAACACUGACGCCAGUGGAACCUUCGAUAUCCGUCUUGCCGAGGAUGCGAACCGUCGCAUGGAGAAGGCCGGUGUCACUCUCAUGGGUCUCUUUGCCAUCGUCUGUGACUUGAUGCGCGACUGGCGCAAGACCCCUGGUCUUCCCGAGCUUCUGCCUUUCCUUGACAAGUACCAGUUCGCUUACGGUCUUGUUGCCCGUCACCACGCUGGUGCCAUUCAGAACGGCACUAUUGCCCCCGUUGAGCUGACUCUGAUCUAA